Molecule: messenger RNA, 1427 nt
Organism: Zingiber officinale
Lineage: Eukaryota; Viridiplantae; Streptophyta; Magnoliopsida; Zingiberales; Zingiberaceae
Product: pentatricopeptide repeat-containing protein At4g21190-like
Exons: 5
Coding region: 86-994 (302 amino acids)
Molecular function (GO): protein binding
Source: RefSeq, a predicted model, not a curated record
AGUGGUGACUGGGUGAUACUCUGUACAGGGUUCUAGAAUUCCAGACAGCAAAUACCAUUCUAUCUUCCCAUUCCGGGCGAACACCAUGGCUUCGCUUACGCUUCCGCCUGCAUCGUCGCUCCGCCCUGAUCUUUCUUCUACUUCUCCUCUCUUUCCUUUUCUUCGCCCAUUAACAGGCGACCUGCGCCAAUCGAUCCAUAGGAAGAAGUUCCUCGUUCCGGCAGAUGAGGCCACUGUGUCCCGCCUGGUCCAACACAAGCGGGAUGCCGUGGCUUCCUUGAAUCUGAAGCUUAUUGUUUGUGAAGCUAGAGGCCCGAGACCCAGAUUUCCUCGUGUGUGGAAAACUAGAAAGAGAAUUGGGACAAUUUCCAAGUCUCAAAAGCUUGUUGGAUGUAUAAAAGGUUUAUCAAAUGUAAAAGAGGAAGUUUAUGGUGCUCUUGAUUCAUUUGUCGCCUGGGAGUUGGAAUUUCCCCUGGUACUGGUGAAGAAGGCAUUGAAGACACUUGAGUUUGAAAAGGAAUGGAAAAGAAUAAUUCAGGUGAUCAAGUGGAUGUUCAGCAAAGGUCAAGGAAAGACCAUGGGCACGUAUUACACAUUAUUAAAUGCUUUAGCUGAGGAUGGACGUCUUGAAGAGGCAGAAGAACUAUGGAUGAAAAUAUUUAAUGAAAAUUUGGAGAAUUUGCCUCGUAUUUUCUUUAUGAAAAUGAUAACAUUAUACUACAGGAAAGGCAUGCACGAAAAGAUGUUCGAGGUUUUUGCUGACAUGGAAGAGUUGGGCAUCAGACCAGAUCAGUCAAUUGUAAGCAUGCUUGGCGAUGUCUUUCAGAAGUUAGGUAUGGUGGACAAGUACGAUAAGUUGAACAAAAAGUAUCCACCGCCGACAUGGGAAUAUCGAUAUUUCAAAGGAAAGCGUGUUAGAAUACCAGUGAAGCAAAUACAUGGAUCAGCUACUGAAGCCUGCACUACUGAUGCUGCUGACAGCACGCAGAGCUAACUUUUUAUCUAUCGUAAUCUGCAGCUCUAAUACAUCCGAUUCUCUAUGCAAUAAAUUCUGCCAUGUGCACUCUUCAACAUAAGCAUUUCCAUGUCGAUAAAUUUUUGCUUCGGGGAAUGAGGCUUACAAGUAGCGAGUUUCUCCUUGGACCGAGAGCACGUGUAUGAGAAAAGGAACGAGCGGAAAGCUUCAUGAUCUGAGUCUUGUUACUUUCACAUAGGUGGUCUGAGAAAUGUUGGGUGUCCAUAGAAUGGACAAAAAAAACAUAGACGUAAUUUUAGUGGUAAAAUGAUGUAAGAGUGAUGCUUUGGCCGACCAACAACAGUGCCUGCAUGCAUGCUGAAACAAUCAGGCCUGAUGUUCUAUUAUAUUAGUCUCAAUAUGUGGAAUCAAUAAGAUUGAUUAUAAUUGAACAUAAAGUAUGCUUAUACUA